Molecule: messenger RNA, 5762 nt
Organism: Carcharodon carcharias (great white shark)
Lineage: Eukaryota; Metazoa; Chordata; Chondrichthyes; Lamniformes; Lamnidae
Product: AF4/FMR2 family member 1-like
Exons: 21
Coding region: 248-4147 (1299 amino acids)
Biological process (GO): regulation of gene expression
Cellular component (GO): nucleus; super elongation complex
Source: RefSeq, a predicted model, not a curated record
UGCCGAGUGCCCGGAUGGUUAUCAGCUGCAAACUGAGCCAAGGCUGAUCUGGGGUCUGAACCCAGGGAACCGCAGCCAGAGCCCCAGCUGGAGAAUGUCUCAGGCCGGCUGGCAGCAGAGAGAUCGAUCCAGCAGCUUCCUCCCCUCACUCCCAGGAACAGAGCAGGGGGCAUGUGCGGAGAGUUAGGGGGCAACCUGCUUUAAAGCUGAUGGCAAGCCGCUGCCAGCUGCCUUUCCAGACGGCACCAUGGCCACUCACUCCAGCUUGUACAAUGAGGACAGAAAUUUGCUUCGAAUUAAAGAAAGGGAAAGGCGAAACCAAGAAAUUCAUCUCGACAAAGAACCUUUCCUAGAAAAUGCCCCUCUCUUUGGUGAGCCAUACAAGACCAAUAAAGGGGAUGAACUUUCCAGCCGUAUUCAGAAUAUGCUGGGCAACUACGAUGAGAUGAAGGAUUUAAUAAGUAACAAGAGUCAUCAGAGCCUCAUUGGUAUACCCAAGAGGGCAGUCCCUUUGAUGUCACAAGAAAAGAAUGAGUGCCUGCUUGGUCCAAAACGAAGUAAUAGUUCACUGCAGCCUUCCUUUCACAGCAGCAAUCCACGGUCAAUGGGCCCUCGCAGCGUAGCUUCAUCAACAGGCAACUGCUCUUCUCAAAAAAACACUGCAGUGAUAGAUCAGAACAGCCAAAGCUUCAGCCAUAACACUAAAAGCUACAACUUAUUUCAUAACCGAAGCCAAAAUAAGGACAAAUGCUUGAGUGGUCGGGAAACUUGCAGUAGCCAUCGUGGGAGGGAUGAUCAGCAAAUGGAUGCGGACAAUCGCACGAAAGUCCAGUUAUCCCAUUUGCAACACUUGCAACCACUGUUACCGUUAUCCUCACUUAUACAGCCCUUGUCUCCUAUAACACCAUUAUCCCCCUUACAUUCCAGCGGGUUUACCAAUUCCAAAUUACAACAAAGUAGCAAUAGUCACAGCAAAGACUGUCCUCCAACAAUAUCUCCUCAUGAACAGGAUGUACACUCCGGUGAUCCUGAGAACUUGUCUUCUGAUCUGAAUGUUCCUGUCCCCAGCCAACACGCAUCUCAGACUUUCCCACCAUCUUUACCAUCGAAACCAAAUAUGAUGCAGCAAAAACCUACAGCGUAUGUGAGACCGAUGGAUGGGCAAGACCAAGCCCCUAGUAAAUCCCCAGAACUAAAGCCUCCUUCAGAGGAUUACAGCGAGCCGCCAUAUGGAAAUAUAUCUGUGAUGAAGGCUAGUGCCAGGGCGAAGCUGUCCAAACUUAAAAUUCCUUCUCAGCCAGUCGAGGAAACAUUAUCAAAUGAAGCCAACUGUGUAGAAGAAAUCCUAAAGGAAAUGACGCAAUCAUGGCCGCCUCCUCUGACUGCCAUCCAAACACCUAGUACAACAGAGUCAUCCAAAUUUCCUUUUCAAAACAAGGACACCCAGCAUGUCCCUUCUGGUUUUGUAGGACACAAGAAAUGUGAGAUCCUCCCAAAAGGUUCUCGAGCAGAGAAUUCGAUGCUUGAAAAUGACCUACAGAUCAGUAGCAGUGAUGACAGUGAUGGGGAUCAGGUCACGGAAAAGCCAAUGCCUAUUUCUGUCCCUAAAAGUGCUUCCUCGCUUUCUCGGAGUGAUGAAGUGGUAUCAAGACAUUCCAGUGGUGGAUUAAACAACUUGAGCGAAUCUGAGAAUUCUUCUGGCUCUGAUUCAGAGAGUGAAAGCAGCUCCAGUGACAGUGAAGGCACAUCAAGGGCUCCAACACCUGAGCCUGACCCUUCACCAGCAAACAAAUGGCAACUUAAUAACUGGAUAAAUCCGAGCCAGCCGCCAAUGCCUUCUGACAGCCACAGCGAGUUAUUGAAUGGGCACAAUUCCCAGGACAGCCAGGCAUCUGAAGCAAAGGAGGGCCAUGAGUGUACUGGCUCUAGCAGAGAGAAAACUACACAGGAAGUAUCUCGGAACAAAAGCCAACGCCAGAAUUCCCCUGCUCUGCAUGACAGCAACACUCAGCAACAAGCUGUUGGUAACAAACAGCCUAGUAAACCUGUUAAAAUUCUUGUGCCUGAAGCAAACCGAGAAGUUAAAGUUGAAAAUGAACCUUGCACAUAUGGUGAUAAAGACCAACCUUCCACAGGACAGGCCAAAGUGAAAAUAAAAGAUGGACAGCGGCCUAGUGAAAAAAGGCAAUCCGGCUCUUCAGCCAAGAUUUCAUCUGACAGGAAAAAGCACAAGGGUCCCAUCCACAAUGCUCCCAAAUCCAAGCAAUUUGUAGGUCGAAACUCUUUGUCUACAGAUCAAGGUUCCAACAAAGAUGAGCCACCUUUGUGUUCAGGUCUGCCUCCUGCAUCCCUUGUACCUCAUAAACAGCCACAUGUUGAAAAUGGGGCUAAUAUCAGUAAACCGGCCAGGGAGGAAAGCAGGACUACCUUCCGUAAAUCUGCCACUGAGGUCAAGACUGUAAGCAAGUCUAAUAUUAACAAACCUGUCACUGAUGCCAAAGAGGUAAACAGGACUUCCCUCCUUCAUCCCACUAAUGAGGUUAUGGAGGUAACACGGACCAGCAUCGAGAAACCUGACAGUCAGGUUAGGAAGGAAAUUCGCCCCAACGUUAAUAAACCUGGUAAGGUCAAAGAAGAAAACAGCAGUAGCACCAGUAAAACCAUCCCAAAGGAAAAUAGGACUAAAUUGAGUAAACCAGUCAAUCAGGUAAAUGACAACCUUCUCACAGAUCAGGUUUUGCCUGCCAGGGGUGUUGAGGGUUUGCUGUCCCCAAUUAGAGAGACCAAAGUUCACUGGCCGUUAGUGGUAAAAAUCGAUCUAAGUUUGCUGUCACGAAUCCCAUCAUUGUCUGGCAAAGAGGGUCAACAAUCCAAGAACUGUAUUCUGGAAUGUACUAGCCAGAAGAAUCAGGAAGGAUUGAGGGAGAGCAAGGAAAGUUCAUCCAGCAAGAUCAAGAGAAAGCACGUGAUUGACGUGGAAGCAAGUGAGAGCAAAAAGCAAAGGCUGGAUAAAGAAAACAAGUUGUCCUCUUCAAGCCAUAAAGAAUCCAGUCAUAAGCAAGUUUCCAAGUCUUCCUCUGAGAAGGAAAACCCAUUUCUACUGCCACUUCCAUCUCCUGUACAGAAACCAGCAAAAGUAGCCCACAAACGGCACAACAGUGGCAGUAGUACUUCCAGUCAAGUCUCCAACAUGAGUGCGAGUGAUAUCAAGGAUCAUAACAGCAAGAAUAACUCUUCAUCCAGAUCAUUAUCUUCCAAGCACAAAAGAACGGAGGAUAAACAGUCAGGGCACUUGAAAAGCAAGGUGUCUUACCAAGGUACUGCCAGUAAUACCACUCCAGAACAAUCCCUCCCUCAUGGAAAUUCCAAACCCUCAAGGCCGCUACUCAAGUUUGAUGACAAGCAAUAUCCAGUGGAGCAUCACUUGCGAGAAGCCAAAAAAAUAAAGCACAAGGCUGAUGUCAUGUUAGACAAGAUUGGGAAAGCUUUCAAUUACUUGGAUGCUGCACUGUCAUUUGUUGAAAGUGGAAUAGCCAUGGAAAGUGAGGCACAGCCACCGAAGUCUGCUUAUACCAUGUUUUCUGAAACAGUGGAUUUAAUUAAAUACAUUAUGAAACUAAAAAACUUCACCGACUCAUCAGCAACUACUGCAGAAAAAAUAUUUGUAGUAUUAUGUUUUCGCUGCCAGUCUCUGCUCUUCAUGGCAAUGUUCAGAUUUAAGAAGGAUACUGCUUUGAAAUACUCAAGAACCUUAACCGAACAUUUCAAGAAUUCUUCCAGGACAGCUCAAGCUCCAUCUCCUUGUGUUGCCAGAGGUACAGGCACACCUUCUCCACUGUCUCAGACACCAUCUCCUGCCAGCUCCGGAGGUUCCCAGCCAGGAUCUACCGCCAGUAAUGGUGGAAAUGUUGCCAUUCCACACAUGAUUCAUCAGCUGGCCUCCACCUAUGUCAGCAUCACCUCCAUUUUCCUUCAUGGCCAUGACCUGUGGGAACAAGCAGAUGCACUAGCGAAAAAAAACAGGGAAUUCUUCAUGGAGCUUGAUGCAGCAGUUGGCCUUUUAUCCUUGACCAGCAGCAUGACUGAACUUGUACACUACACCAGACAAGGUUUACACUGGUUGCGACUGGACACUAAAUUACUAUAACAAGAUGCUGAAAAUCAUUUUGACAUCAGCCUGUUUGUCCUUCAGCACCAAACCCAUGGCUGUUCAGUGUUUUGUUUUUUUUAAAAAAAACAUAAGGAAAGACAAAUGUAAAGGUGUCUCUGUGCAGCAGAAACUUUAAUAAUGUAGGUCGGCACUGAAAUACCGCAAAAAUGAACCGGCUGAACCUUCACUUCGUGAACAAAAGUGCAAUUUUUUUUUCUCUUGACCCAUCUGGAAUUCAUGAUGAUGAAUGCACAGUCUUUGACAUUUCUUUGUUGAAGUAACCUUGAAGGAUAAAGGGCUGGAAAAAACCCCUCUCGGCCUGUAUUAUGGUCAGGAAGUAGCAGUAGCUGUUGCCUUCUCUUAACUUUCUGGCAGUAGUGUACAUAUUGUACAUUAACUGCAUAAAUUUAGAUAAACAUUUAGCAGCUAAAGAAUAUUGUAUUCAUUCACCGGAACAUUGUUGCAGUGAUUUCCUGGAAAGCCUUUUUACACAACACCUAGAGGACAAGGUAUAUUCAGGAGGUGGAUAUGUAAAUUGUUUAAAGUGUCCAACUGUUAAUUUUGCUCGUACACUAGGAGCUGUGAAAAAGGACUUAAUUUUCUGUGUGUUUUUUCUUCCCCCCCCCCCCCCCCACCCCAGUUGCACCCAUAUUUACUGCCAUUUCUUUCCUAUUUAUUAGAAACUGCACCUUUCUUUUCCUGCUGGAUCCAAGUUUUGCUGGCAAGCAUGUUUAACAGAACAAAGUGAUGUUUCUUUUUUUGAUGGGGGGAGGGGGAGAAGAGGAAGUUGACGGGCAUUGCCUGCCCUUUGCAUAGUUCAGAUCAAAGCCACAUGCCUGUCUUCUCAGAACAAUCUUCUAUUAAUGUUCAGCGUGCCUUAGACAUUCUACUUUGUAUGUAAGUAAUUGUUUCUAGCCAUAGAUAAGUUGCUGCUUCAAGGGUAUGGAGUAAGGAAAAUAUGAAUGGUGUGUUAAAAUGUGGUCAAAUUCAUAUAACGUGAGUACAAUUUGGUUUUGUAUAAUUGUCCUUAUGAGCAAUGAGGAUUUGACAUGGAUCAAUAUUUCACCACUUUCUGUCCCCUGUACAACAGACUUGUCCUGAGUAAAGGUGAGCAAACUGUUUGGAUGUGUAAUUACCUUUUGGGGGUGAUUUUCUACCUAUCGUUUUAUUUUUAUAAAUAGGAGAAAUUGGGUUUCUUGCUGUGGCAGUGGGUGGGGGAAGAGAAAGAAAGAUCUUCCAAAAAUGUUGCAACUUUCAGAGAUUUUAGUUGAAACCUACUUUGGUAAGCAGGAAUUUUCAGAAAAAUACUGAAAAUUGGAAGCAAAAUAUAAAUGGAUUUACAGGAUCAUGGGAAAACCCCAAGCCAUUUUUGCUCACCUCUAGUCUUGAUAAUGCUGUGAAUGACGUUGUUCCAGCUGCCUGGCAAAGCCCAGUAAAGUCAUAAAUCCUAGCAUACAGCAGCUCCUGCUGCUUAAUGUUACUGGAAUUCAUUAUAAUUUUAUUUGAAAUUGUACUUGCACAUAUAUAUUUUUGCUGAAUGAAAUUGCUGCAGAAAUGCUCAAGAGUCUAUGUAUUAUAUACACAGUAAAACCCAAAUGAAAUUGCAAACCCA